UAAACGUGCCAUAAUGUCUUUAUCUGCAGUGGAAACCCAUUACUAAGGAAGCUGGUUCUCAAGAUUUGGACAUAAGCAGUGAGAAAUACGAGGGAACCAUUACCAAAAUAGCCCCAAAGAAAAGCCAAAGUCAAGAAAAAGUGAUGGACAACCAAGAGCCCACUUUGGGUCUCCUGGUCACCACAGUGGAGGGCACAGAGAAGCGCUUAUCUUUUAAGUCCGAUGACGUGAUCACAAAAGCCACCAUGAUGGUUGGUGACAAGGUCCAGUUCAACAUUUCCACCAACAGUGUAACUAAGGAGGAGUGUGCCGUCAACGUAGAGAUCCUGCCAGAAACUUUCCAGACAGAUUCUGAAGAGCAGCGCAAGAUAGGGCUUGUAGUCAAGAUGGAUGAUAAUUUUGGGUUCAUCAAGACACAACAGGAGCCACAGCUAUUUUUUGACAUAGGUGAGGUUAUGGAGGACACCAAACUCACUUUGUCUGAGAAGGUGGAGUUUACAUUAGUACCGAGUCAAGCAGCUGAAGGGGGAAAACAGGCUGUUAGAAUAAGAAGGCUAAAUGAAAGCGUCUUCACAUCUGCACCAAAGUUAGAGGCAUUUGGAGCAAAAGAGAAGAAGAAAAUGACUAUCAAAUUGCUGAAGGAUCCGAAAGACCAAAUCAAGGAGGGGGUCCAAACAGAGGACAAAGUCAGUGAAUCAGUGGAUGUAGACAAGCCAAACAAGGGAAAAAACAAGACUUCACAAUAUAUGUCAGCUGCUAAAGAUCUGAAGAAGGAAAGUGACAUUAAACAAGAAAGAGUACGGAGCAGAAGCAGGGAAAAUAGUCGACGUCGGAGCAGGAGCAGAAGCAGGGAAAAUAGUCGACGUCGGAGCAGGAGCAGAAGCAGAGAAAGUGGUCGACGCAGAUAUAGUCGCAGCAGAAGCCGGAGCAGAGACAGAAGUAAAAGCUACUACAGAAGGCACAGAAGCUCCAGCCGUGAGAGGAGGGACAGCCGAUACAGAUACAAACGCAGCCGCAGUCGGAGCAAAGAGCGCGGAGAGAGAUCCCGACGGAGUCGCAGCAGAAGCAGAGAAAGGAGCAGUCAGAGUGCUAGGAAGAGAAGCCGUAGCCCUGCCGACAAAUAUGAUCGCUAUUCGAAACAAAGUAGCAUUAAAGAUCCAAGUGACAAAAAGAAAGCUAAAAGCCCUGACAAUGUAGAGGAAGAAUUAUUGAGAAAAAAGAGAGAGCUAAUGGAACUCAACGAGCUGAUUGCACGUAAGAAAGCUAUUGUUGCUAUGGAGCACAAUGCAAAGAAAAUUGAACCUGAGGAUGGAAAAAGUGGAGUUACAACAUUUGAUUAUGAGCAUAUGCAUCACGAAAACAUUUGGAUGCCUGACCUAAAACCAGUGAAGUCCAUCUUGAAGAAACAGUCUGAACCUCACACUGAUUCUCAAUCUCAGGCGUCCGCAAGCAAGGAAACUGCAGCUCCUUUUGUAGAGAACGAAAGUCAAGAGAUGCAAAUAGGAUACCACCAACAGACUUGUGCUUUUGGCUCACAUACACCUGGCUACUCAACAUUUGAAAGCAUUGCUGAGAGGGCUUUGACCACUGCAGGGUCUGAAAAGACCUCUCUAACUCAGAUUCAGGAUUCAGAAUUGGUGAGAAAAAAGAAGCAGUUAGAAGAUCUCAGUGAGUCAAUAGCCCGAAAAAGAGCGAUAAUUGCCUUGGAACAGAAGGUCAAAGUUGUACAGGAAAUGCCUGAAAUGGAAGAACACGAGUUUGACUCACACAGAGAGGACCGAUUUGUAAUGUCUAAAGGGAACUUAUGGAGCUCUGAAAUAAAACCUGAUAUUCAACCGAAAAAGUCCAUUUUGAAGAAACGCUCCGAGAUCGUAGCAUCUCAGAGUGACAAAAUCUCAAUUGAUGAAUAUGGUCAGCCAAGUCAGGAUGAGUCUUCUUUUACAAAACCGACUUCUCAGAAGACAGCAAAUUUGCAAUCUAACAGGUCUUCAAAUCCACAACCCAUUCAUCCAGAUAUGUUGGGAUUAUUCAGCCGGAUCAUGAAUGCUUCUUCAGCAGCCUCACAAAGGUCUGAAACACCCCCUUUUAACAAGCCAGUUAUCCCACAGUCACUUACUCAGGCAUCCAGUUCAAGGUCUUUGCAUGACCAGAAAUCUUCUAGUCUGUCUAAAGGUAGCAACGCUCAUGACCAUCCUCCUAGCAGUAACCCUUCGACAAGUCAGACUUCACCAUCAGGUCAGAGGCGCAAUCUUACAACUCAAAUGGAGCGCUUCCUUAGUGCUCUCAACAAAGCUGACACCAGUGUUGUUAACUCAUUGUUUCAAGAGGCUAGAAAGGAUCUGGCUUUAAUAAACACCCAGAAACCCACUCAGCCUCAGUUAGAUAGAAACAUACCCUUCAUGGAUGAUGUAUAUGAUCCUUUUAAAGAAGAGGACGACCAUGACCAGCCUUCCCUAAUAGGUAAACAAUCUGGCCAAGAACGAAUGAAGACUGAGACCCGUUUGAAUGACCCCAGCAAAGAUGACCUCUUGCCUCAUGAAAGAGCUGUUCAGGAUGGUAGUGGCUUUUCUCGGCUUGUUGGAAUGAAGUACGGUGUGGACCCUACUGCAAAAGCUGAGAAGAAGAGUCCAUAUGGGCAUCUGAUGGUGUCAGAAAGCUGGAGUGCCCAUAAAGAAGAUCCAAAUCAGUUCUCUGAGCAGUGGAAUCAGUAUGAACAGGACACUGAUUUGUUUGCAACAGAACACAAAAAUUAUACAGAUGAAUGCAGUGUAUAUAGGGAGCGUAGUCAGUCUGUUGAGUACCAGGAAGUCAAUCCAAAUGUUCAGCAUUCUUAUGUAGUGGACAAAGAGAUGGCUGAUAGUAAGUUUGACAAAAGCUUAGCUCGUCAGGAGUCUGAAGAAAGCAGUGAAGAUAAAAACAGUAAGUCAGAGAACUUUGAAAAAAUUCAGAAUCUUCUUCAAACAAUAGGACUUCAUCUAGAUACAGCAGAGGUUAGCAAAUUAGCGGACAGGACGCAAGAGCGGUUGUAUGGUAAGACAAAAAAACCUCAUAGUGCACCUACUCACUCCUUUGAACAAAAAAGGGAGCGAUCAUUGAGUCAAACUGGGCAAAGGUGCAGUAGUAGUAGAGCAGAUUCCUCAGACUCUGAAGGCUUCCGAUCUGUUUCUCCAGCUCAGUCCUCAAAUCGUAAGGUUUACAUGAGUUAUAAGGACUCUGUAAAAUACAAAGACCAGCACAAAGUGGAAGAUGUAGACCUAACUAGCAUUAAGAGAACUGUAGUGAAUUUGAAACCAGCAACUGAUAAACAAGAUCCUAACGAACCCGAGCCGACCGCAGUUUCUGAAGCUUCGUACCAACCAAUGACCAUUGUAACCACAGUUCAGCCUGACACUUCCCAGAAUGCCCAAAAUUCCACCGUUUCCACCUUUGCAACUCCACAAUAUUCACAAUAUCAAAGUAGUAAUCAACAUGUUUGGGGUUCUGUGGCCCCUGGUCUGUACCCUUAUGGCACUGUACCUCCAUCCCCUUAUGCUAUGGGUCACCAACCAAUGGCGCCCCAUAUGAUGUCUGCUUAUAGUUCAUACACAGCACAAAUGGCCACUCCAUAUUAUGCACCUCCUCCAUUCCCCAUGCCUCAUCCCUAUGGUCCUCCACCUAUCUCCAACCCUCUCCACUUCUCCUCAAUGGCCUCUGCUUACUCUACCCAAGCGCCUAGUCAAAUCCCCACUGAAUCUGUUAAAACAAAGCCUGUUAGGUGCCUCAAAACAAUAGAAACAGUCCAAACAGUUCCAACACUUAAAACAGAGCCUGUCAGCGCACUUGUUACCAUAGAACCUAAAGAGGACAGUGAAGCAAAACAAACUUCAGAGGAAGCCAAGAAUGUACAGGUUGCUACCAUUACAGAAGAUGACAUCAAGGCUAAGCAGAAGAAACGGCUUGAACAGUUUAACCAGAGAAUGAAGCUGAAGAAAGAGCAGCAAAUGGAAGCCCAGCGUUCACGUGGACAAAAUCGGAAUUCAGCUCCAGGUAAAAGUAUCCCCAAUGAGAUAAAGAAUGUGUGGAUAUGUGGCCACUCUCUUGUGUUUUGGGCUGAGAAGAGGGCUACUUCCCCUGAGUAUGGCGUGCAGUUGGGCAUGCACCCAGACUCAGUGCGCAUCUGGUGGAAGGGCGUGCAGGGCAUGAUGUGGCAACAGCUUGUGCCUUUGCUGCUCCAGCUCAAAGACAACUGGCCCAAACCUGAUGUGCUUAUAAUCCACUUGGGUGGAAAUGACAUAAGCACGACUGAUCCAGAGGCCUUUAUUGAGACUGUAAAGAAAGACAUGACCUCGCUGAAGAGCAUAUUCCCUGAAUCCCUGCUUGUGUGGUCCAGCAUCCUUUCACGGCAGAUCUGGAGGGCUACAGAAGACAACAAAGAAAUGGACAUUAUCCGUAUGGCUAUUAAUGAGAGCAUAUGUGAAAUUAUGAAAGAACUUGGUGGCUCUGCAUUGAGCGACAGCAACAUAAGGCCAAGUUUGGGACUCUACAGACCAGAUGGGGUUCAUCUAUCGGGGAAGGGUAUUGAUACCUUCAAUCUAAACCUGCAGGCUUUUCUGGAGAAAUGGGAGAGUGAGACUAAUAAGACUGAGACAUCUGACGCAUCAGUUUGAAAUCCCAGAUAUUGUCAAUUGUUUUGUUUAGCAACUUGUACAGUGCCAUCUCUUUCUUGUGUAUCAUUUGUUGCUGUUUUGUUGCUUCAAAAUCGAUUGUAAUACAACCCAUGUAGAAUGAAUGCAGAUUUGUUUUCUAUACACAUGUAUAACAAAGUUUUUUGCAAGAAUGUUAGAUUUUAGUUUUUACUUGUCCUGUUUUAUACAUUCAGUUUAAUAACAAAUAAAAACAAGAAAAUUUAAAAUAUUCCAAUUUAA
Molecule: messenger RNA, 4904 nt
Organism: Carassius carassius (crucian carp)
Lineage: Eukaryota; Metazoa; Chordata; Actinopteri; Cypriniformes; Cyprinidae
Product: serine/arginine repetitive matrix protein 2-like
Exons: 10
Coding region: 144-4646 (1500 amino acids)
Source: RefSeq, a predicted model, not a curated record